Molecule: messenger RNA, 3024 nt
Organism: Rana temporaria (common frog)
Lineage: Eukaryota; Metazoa; Chordata; Amphibia; Anura; Ranidae
Gene: FBXL4
Product: F-box and leucine rich repeat protein 4
Exons: 8
Coding region: 240-2120 (626 amino acids)
Biological process (GO): SCF-dependent proteasomal ubiquitin-dependent protein catabolic process
Cellular component (GO): SCF ubiquitin ligase complex
Molecular function (GO): protein binding
Source: RefSeq, a predicted model, not a curated record
ACGGCGCAUGCGCGAUCCUGGUGUACAGGGAGGGGCGAUGAUAAGGAAGUGAGCGGUCUGCUCUGUUUUGACACCAAUAUAGCAAUUGCAUUGUACUCCAUGAGAGCAGUCGAGCUGGCUAUCAGUGAGGACCAAGCAAGCCCCCUGGGACACUGGGAUGUGUUUACCAGGUCAUCUCUCAGUUACUACUGCACCCAAGUUAGACCACACCAUUUGUUUUUCAAGUCUUUUUCAGCUACAUGUCUUCUUGGUUUCCCAUGCUAACAGUCCUGAGCAUGUUUUACUACAUUUGCCUCAGACGCCGGGCCCGGCUAGCUAGUAGGGGAGAUAUGAUUAACAGCCGCAGAGCAAUUGAAACAAACAGCCGUGCUUUGCCAAUGUGUGUUGAAGCUUCGCAGCAUGCCAAAGAAGUCCUGGAUUUCAGUUCUCACUAUGGAAGUGAAAACAGCAUGUCGUAUACCAUGUGGAAUUUAGCAGGGGCUCCCAACGUUUAUCCAAGUUCAGGAGAUUUCACCCAGACUGCUGUGUUUCGGAUGUAUGGCACAUGGUGGGAUCAUUGUGUUAGCUCCCCACCUCCUUUCAAGAGAACAUCGCCAACCUUUUUCAGUAGGGAUUUUGUAGAGCUUGCAUUUGAGGAACAGGUUUAUCCUACAGCAGUUCACAUUUUAGAAACGUAUCAUCCGGGGUCAGUGGUGAAAAUACUUGCUUGUUCUGCAAACCCCUAUUCUCAGACUGCACCUACAGAAGUCAGAUGGGAAACUAUAUGGUCUGGAGAACCUACAUGUGUGACUUCCCCUCAAGCUCGCCAGUUUACACCAUGUAUAAAGGAAAUAGAUUUUCCAACAAACCUUCUUCGCCUGGAAACCAAUGGUACUCUUUUGGAUUAUUACACAGAACUAGAUGCAGUGGAAUUACAUGGAGUGAAAGAGAAACCCAUGCUUUCCUUAAAAACAGGCAAAAUUGACAUGAACGAUUUGGAUGAUGAUGAUGAUGAUGAUGAUGAAUAUGAGGGUAAAGACGGCUGUGGAAUAGACUGCCUUAGUAAUCAAUUUAGUAGCUCCAGCCUCAGGGAAUGGACAAAUAAUGGCUACUUUGACAAGCUGCCUUAUGAGCUAAUACAACUGAUCAUUAGCCACUUAGCACUCCCAGACCUGUGUCGCCUGGCGCAGACAUGCAAACUUCUUUAUCAGCACUGCUGUGAUCCUCUUCAAUACACUCAGCUAAGUUUACAGCCUUAUUGGGCCACUUUGAGUGAUGCUUCUCUGGAGUACUUAUUGCCACGAUGCACACUAGUGCAGUGGCUCAAUCUAUCUUGGACUGGAAACAGAGGAUUUAUCUCUACCUCAGGUUUUAGCAGACUGUUAAAAGUGUGUGGCUUGGAACUUGUGCGCCUGGAGCUGGCCUGUGGCCACUUUUUAAAUGAAGCAUGUCUGGAAGUCAUUGCAGAGAUGUGUCCAAAUCUUCAGGAAUUAAAUCUCUCCUCUUGUGAUAAGCUGCCACCUCAGGCUUUCAGCCAUAUCUCUAAACUCUGUGGAUUAAAACGCCUUGUUCUCUACCGGACAAAAAUAGAGCAAACGGCUCUACUUAGCAUUCUUAACUUCUGUUUAGAGAUACAGCACCUCAACCUUGGAAGCUGUGUUUUGAUUGAAGAUUAUGACCUAAUAGCUUCUGUUAUUGGUGCCAAAUGCAAAAAGCUACGUUCCCUAGACCUGUGGAGAUGUAAAAAUAUUACUGAAAAGGGGUUAGGAGAGCUCGCUGCUGGUUGUCCCCUUCUUGAAGAGAUUGAUCUUGGAUGGUGUCCUAUGCUGCAUAGUGGGACUGGAUGUUUUACCAAUCUUGCCCGCAAACUCACAGGUCUGCGAAAGCUGUUCCUUACAGCCAAUCGGUCUGUUUGUGACUCUGAUAUAGAAGAACUAGCUGCAAAUUGUCCACAUCUUCAGUAUUUAGAUAUCUUAGGUACCAGAAUGGUGAGUCCUGCAGCCUUACGAAAAUUGCUGGAAUGCUGUAAAGAACUUAUUCUACUGGAUGUGUCCUUCUGUUCACAGAUCGACAGCCGAGUAGUACAGGAAUUUACCUCACGAUUUCCUAAUGUGUCCAUCAAGAAGAGUUUUACUCAGUAAUUAGAAUGCUGCAGCAUUUAUUUUUAUUUUAUUAUUAUUUAAUAAGAAACGCAGAUCUUUUCUUCCAUUUUGUCAACAGUGGCUCUUCCAGUCUUAGUAGUUUGCUCAUUGGGAAAUCUACUGAUUUAGAUUAGUUUAGUACAUUUAAAGUAAACAUUUGAAAUUGUUAGGGUACAUCCAAAUAUUGUACCCUAAAUCACCCAAUGGCUUAUUAUAUUUCUUGGAUGCCUGUUGAUGAAAUGUUGCUGAUGCUCCCAAGCUACACCAUUCAAACUGCAACUUUCUCGAUUCACUAAAAGGAUAAAAUAUUCAGCAAGGGGAGUAAAAAACUCUGAUAGGCGUAUAAUAAGUAUACUUACCUCAGAACUGAAGCUAGGAAAGCUAACACACAGAGGCCCUGUGAAAUAUAGGACAAUAAUUGGUGAUUAAACAUGCUGCUAUCUUCCCAAAAUUACAAAGUUUUAAUGACUACUUUGACUAUAAUUUUCUGUUUUUAAUUAAAAAAAUAAACACUUCACGUAAAAAAUAAGACUACACCGUACCUAGGUGGCCAACACACACAAGAAGAAUUAUUUAGCAAUAGUUCUCUGUAUGCCUUUUAUUUAUUUAUUUAUUACUCUGAUUUAAAGAAUUAUUUUUUUGAAAUUGAUAAUAAUAUAAAGUAAUACACAGUGUAUUUUUUAUUUUGCAAGCUGAAUUUUCAAAAUAACAUGAAGUUCCGUGAGCUUGCACUGCACAGGCCAGUUUUGUCAACCAUUGAAAUAUGUGAAUAGAUUUGUAUCUAGCAUAUGCAGUUCAUGCUUGUUGACCUAAUGUAAUAGCAUUGAAAGAUUUUUAUAGUGUCAUCGGACGUCUGUUUAUGAUGCAGUGCACAUGUGUGUGUGUGUGUGUGUGUGUGUAUAUA